ACCCGUGUUGAAUCCUCGCCUGAACCAAGUGACGACGAAGAAGUUAAGCCAAUGCUACCCCUUUCCAACGGCCGCAAGGCGAAUGGCUCCGCUAAAGAGCGUGACGAGAUCGAGCGUGCUUUUGCGGGUGUUGGAGGUGUGCCUGAGGAUCCCAAGGUCGACAAGUCUGGACAUUUCGAGUUCGGUGGAUCGUUUGGGUGUGCUUCCUUGAUGGUUAUCUUCCCGACUCUCAUGUACUACCUCUGGAUCUGCGCUACCUUCUACGGUGGUAAGAUCGAGGGUCCCAAGACGUUCGAGACCUGGGAGGAUUUCGGAUACAGGAUGUUGAACCACGUCGUUAAGGAUGCCUUCCCUCAUGCGGAGGCGUGGGCUAUUUACUGGGUGUUCAUGAUUGUUCAGGCUAUCUUCUACGUCACCCUUCCUGGUAUCUCGACUCAGGGUCUUCCUCUUCCUCAUGAGGGCAACAAGCGUUUGCCGUACUUCUGCAACGCUGUUUGGUCUUUCUAUGUGACCAACGCUGCCGUCGCUGCCUUGCACUACUUUGACAUCUUCCGCCUUCCUACUAUCAUUGAGCAGUUCGGUCCUAUCAUGUCUGUUGCUAUCAUCUCUGGCUUCAUCAUUACCUUCAUCACCUACUUCGUCACUAUUGCCCUCGGCAAGCAGCACCGCAUGUCCGGCUACUUCAUCUACGAUCUCUUCAUGGGCGCGCCUUUGAACCCCCGUAUCGGCAUCCUUGACUUGAAGAUGUUCGUCGAGGUCCGCAUUCCUUGGUUCGUUCUCUACUUCAUGUCCGUCGCUGUCGCGGUCAAGCAGUACGAGACCUACGGUUCUGUUACCCCUCAGGUCUGCUUCGUUGUCUUGUGCCACUAUUUGUACGCGAAUGCUUGUGCUAAGGGUGAGGAGCUCAUCGUUCCUACCUGGGACAUGUUCUACGAGAAGUGGGGGUUCAUGCUCAUCUUCUGGAACCUUGCUGGCGUGCCGUUCACGUAUGUCCACUGCACCCUCUUCCUCGCCAACCACGAGCCUUCUGAGUACAAGUGGUCUACUGGCUACAACGUCUUCUGCUUCGCGCUCCUUUUGACUGCGUACUACGUCUUCGACACUUGUAACUCUCAGAAGAACCGUUUCCGUCAGCAGAUGCACGGUACCCUCAAGCUCCGCAAGACCUUCCCUCAGUUGCCUUGGCAGACGAUCAAGAACCCUACCUACAUCAAGUGCAAGAACGGUGGUACCCUCUUGACUUCUGGCUGGUACCGUUACGCUCGCAAGAUCCACUACACUGCGGAUUUCUUCCAGUCUCUUUCUUGGGCUCUCAUUACUGGCUGUGCUAGCCCAUUGCCCUACUUCUACCCCCUCUUCUUCUUGACUGUCCUCAUUCACCGUUGCUCUCGUGACAUCCAGAGAUGCUCUGAGAAGUAUGGUGAGGACUGGGAGGAGUACAAGAGGCAAUGCCCCUACCUCUUCAUUCCUUACGUCUGGUAAACAUCCCAAUUUUGUACAAC
Molecule: messenger RNA, 1502 nt
Organism: Saitoella complicata NRRL Y-17804
Lineage: Eukaryota; Fungi; Ascomycota; Saitoellomycetes; Saitoellales; Saitoellaceae
Product: Delta(24(24(1)))-sterol reductase
Exons: 2
Coding region: 52-1482 (476 amino acids)
Biological process (GO): ergosterol biosynthetic process
Cellular component (GO): endoplasmic reticulum membrane
Molecular function (GO): Delta24(24-1) sterol reductase activity
Source: RefSeq, a predicted model, not a curated record